AGCAAAUGAACUGCUCGCUUAGGGGCUUGGGUUGGCCAAGGGUGGGUUAAGGUCAAACCUCAGGUCUUGGAAAAGUCCAUGUGGGGUACCCUAGGUAGGAACUGAACUACAACUCCCAGCACCACACGGGGCAACUCGUGCUAACUUAAGGGGGUGUCUACCGUCCCCCACCUUUGAGGCCCCUCUUUCCUCGAAAGGCAUCCGAAUCCCGAAGACCUCUGCGGAUUGUAGCUCCUCCAAGACUUUACUGUUAGCUGCGAUCCGCCCCCUGACCUCAUGAUUUCUGGGUAACGUAGUCUGUUCUGAUCGUUUCUCCGAAAAUGAGCCCUCCCCUUCUACCCGUUCGUUCCCUUCCGUAAAGACUACAAGGCCCAGAAAACAUCGCCGGUUCCUCCUCGUCCAAUAGCAGUCACUCAUGUAGCGGGGCGCGGAGCCCGGCUCUCCCAACUCAAGAUGGCGGAUGAGAGUGAGACAGCAGUGAAGCCGUCGCCGCCGCCGCCUCCGCCGCCGCAGCUGAUGGAAGGGAACGGGAAUGGCCAUGAGCACUGCAGCGACUGCGAGAACGAGGAGGAGAACAGCUACAACCGGGGUGGUUUGAGUCCAGCCAAUGACAGUGGAGCCAAAAAGAAGAAAAAGAAGCAGAAGAAGAAGAAAGAGAAAAGCAAUGAAACAUUGGAUUCUGCCCAGGACCAGCCUGUGAAGGUGAACUCUUUACCAGUGGAGAGGAUCCAGGAAAUCCAGAAAGCCAUCGAGCUGUUCUCAGUAGGCCAAGGACCUGCCAAAACCAUGGAGGAAGCCAGCAAGCGCAGUUACCAGUUUUGGGACACUCAGCCUGUACCGAAGCUUGGAGAAGUGGUGAAUACCCAUGGUCCCGUGGAACCUGACAAGGACAACAUCCGUCAAGAGCCCUACACCCUGCCCCAGGGCUUCACCUGGGAUGCCUUGGACCUAGGGGACCGAGGCGUGCUGAAAGAACUGUACACUCUCCUGAAUGAGAAUUAUGUGGAAGAUGAUGACAACAUGUUCCGAUUUGAUUACUCACCAGAGUUCCUUUUGUGGGCUCUUCGCCCCCCAGGCUGGCUCCCUCAGUGGCACUGUGGAGUCCGAGUCAUCUCAAGCAAGAAGCUGGUGGGCUUCAUCAGUGCCAUCCCUGCAAGCAUCCAUAUCUAUGACACAGAGAAGAAGAUGGUAGAGAUCAACUUUUUGUGUGUCCACAAGAAAUUGCGUUCCAAGCGGGUGGCACCAGUGCUGAUUAGAGAGAUUACCCGGAGAGUCCACUUGGAGGGCAUCUUCCAGGCUGUUUACACUGCUGGGGUAGUACUACCCAAACCUGUCGGCACUUGCAGGUACUGGCACCGGUCCCUUAACCCACGGAAGUUGAUUGAAGUGAAAUUCUCACAUUUGAGUAGGAACAUGACCAUGCAGCGCACCAUGAAGUUAUACCGACUACCAGAGACUCCAAAAACAUCUGGGUUGCGACCCAUGGAAAAGAAGGACAUUCCAGUGGUGCACCAACUCCUGACCAAGUACUUGAAGCAGUUCCACCUGACCCCCGUCAUGAGCCAGGAAGAGGUGGAGCACUGGUUCUUCCCUCAGGAGAACAUCAUUGACACUUUCGUGGUGGAGAAUGCAAAUGGUGAAGUGACGGACUUCCUGAGCUUCUACACUCUGCCCUCCACCAUCAUGAACCACCCAACCCACAAGAGCCUGAAAGCUGCUUAUUCCUUUUACAACGUUCACACCCAGACCCCACUUCUAGACCUCAUGAGUGACGCUCUGGUCCUCGCCAAAUUGAAAGGAUUCGAUGUAUUCAAUGCACUGGAUCUCAUGGAAAAUAAAACAUUCUUGGAGAAGCUGAAAUUUGGAAUCGGGGAUGGCAACCUGCAGUAUUAUCUCUACAAUUGGAAGUGCCCCAGCAUGGGAGCAGAGAAGGUUGGACUGGUGUUGCAGUAAUCAGGUGCCAAUGAAAAUCGGACAAAGCCACUGAGAAUUCAGAGCAGGACAUGGAACCCGCCGCUGUUGGUCUGAUUUUCAUGGAGGCGAGAAUCCCCAGCUGAGGGAACAGAACCGAACCAGCUACACCAAACAGCCACUGACUUUGAUAAUUGUAUCACAACAGCGUAGGCUGUCACCUCUGGCGGCUUCUCUGGUCUCUGUUUUCCAAUUAAUUACAUCCUCAUGCAGCCAUGAUCAAGGGAAUGUAACUGCUGAAAACUAGCUCAUGAUUGGCAUAUUAUGGAGUUAACGGGUGAAUAAUAAAAAUAUAUAUAUUAUAUAUAUAUAUAAUAUUUUAAAUAUCUUUCAUGUUCCAGACUUACAAGGAUGUUUGGUCCCCAGUGAAAAGUUGUGUCCAGCAAAAAUCCUUAACGUAAGAGCCAGGGAGUCAGUAUGUUAAUGCCACCAGUCAUUGCCCUCUGAAGAAUGGCACUGGCAUUGAUGUUUGGUGGGGUGGCAAGGGUGAGGAACCUCCCCCUUGGUUCCCAUCUGCUUUGGGAGUAGAACAGGUGAAGGGGGGAGGAAUUUAAAUAGGAGCAUAGUAGGGUAAGAGAAGUUCAGGUCAUUUUUAAAUCUUACGGAUGUGCUCAGGGCUGGUAACAUGGCACAUGGGCCUACUGGCUGAGAUGGAGCCCCACAGACAGAGCUGUAGAGUGAAAGUCAGGCCCAGGCUGCCAAUGUUUCUUCUGCCUGACCCCAAAGAGCAGCACAGGGCCUGUUGGAAUGGGUAGGGGAGAAAGUUAUAUGGACAUAGCCCUCCUGGGCAGUUUCAGUUAGGAUUUAACUUACUCCCUACUCCUUCCAUUACCAUCAUUACAGUCUCUACUCUCUAGGAAACUAAUUUAUGGAUUCCAUUUUAAAGGGCUAUCUGGAUAGUUGUUGCCAUCCUUUGUAGGGAUCAUUUUCCUGUGGGAUGUUAGAUCUUCUGCUUAGUGUGACUGUCAGCUUGAAGGGGACCUCAGACCUCCUUGUAGCUUCUGGGACAGUACAGCACAGCAGUGCCAUUCCUGUUAGCAGAAGCACGUACCCAUUGCCCAGGGUACGUUGCAUGAGCGACAACUGUCAGGAUAUGAUGAGGCCCAUGAGGCUGCUCACCCAGAUGCCUUUCUGCUACCAGUCAUGAGCCCGUGCCUUCCAGCUGUUCUCAUCACAUUAACCAUUCUCCACUGCCCAUUCUGGGGACCCCUCUAUGCUUCUCUGGGGGCAGCUCAAGAGCGGCUGGGGUUGGGGAGAGGGAUGUUGAUUUUAGACAGAUUAGGCAACUCAGCUAUUAGAAACAAAGGGGUUUUUCAUGCUGUCUUCUUGGCCCAUAUUUCAGUGCUGGGUUGUUCUAUGCUUUUAAUUGCCCUUGACUUACAGAGCGGGCCAGGGAGCAUUGUUUUGCAAAGUUUUGUUUUCACCUAAGUAUAAUCUCAUAGCUUUUGCUCUAGAGGGAAAAAAAACCAACCUCAGUGGUGGACAGAGAACAUUAUGUACAGGGGCUUCUUGCUGCUUUUACCUUUUGGGCUCUUUCAGGUGAAAGUGAAACCUCAGUCGGAAUGCCAGGCCAGGCCAUCUCUGGUCCCACUGACUGAAGCCGCCUUUGUCAGAGUCAAGGGUUUGUUCCAAGGUAUGGGUUUGGUUGGCAUUUUCAGGGGGAUGAUUCUGAAGCUGGGACUAUUUUUGUAUGAAUUUGGCCACAAUGUGUUUGGAGACUGGACUAUUGGGUAUUGCUGGGAUCGAGGAAAAUCUUGCUUGCCCUCUGUAGACCUGUAAGAAUGGGUCAAAGUCCCCCCACCACUGGAGUUAAGUUUCUUCAAAGGUCUUUGGAACCCUAUCCUUUUAUUUUUUUCCCCUGUGAAUUGUUCAAAAAAGAACACCUAUCACUGCAGGACCCAGUGGAUAAUAGAGGAUCUUUGAGCCCCUUAAGGCAAGGCUACUGAGACCAAAGCAGCUGCCUAUUGGCCAGCAGUAUUCUCAUGGAAAAUUAAAUGGGAAGGAGCAGGGAGCCAAGGUGUCCCAGACUUGAUCUUCUUCAUAGAGAUUCAAGUCCACUAAAAACUAACAGACCCAUUACCCAGCUCUUUCCUGCCUUAGGCAGUGGGGUGAAAAGGGAAAGUCCUGUACUCCCCUGUCCUCGACCUGCUUUGAACCACCUCAGACAAGGCCAUGGGAGGGGAGGCAUGUGUGGGAUUUCAAUUGUGUAAAGCUUUCUCAGGGGAUGAGAAGAUGAGUUUGCUCAUCUUGGUUAGCCUGGAUCAUGAAAUGGAAACUCAGGCGCUUAAUUCCACUGGCCCAGGAAUAUCCAGAACCCUUGGCAAAGGUGUCUUUCCAGGAUUGAUGGAGCCUAAGGCCUUUAUACAGUUGGCACCAUGUGGCCAGGUGUGACAUCCUGAACACCAGUCCCUUGGCUUUCUCGUGAAUAAGAUCAUCAUUCAUUUGAUCAGAAUGCCAGGACUUUGAAUUCUCAUGAUCCUUUUCUGCUUGCUGUGCCAUUUCAUCUAGAUUUUUAAAAGUCAGCAUAGAGUUGUUAAACCAGCCCCUGGAGUUUGAUCCUAUCCUCUACCCUACCCUUGGGAUUUCUGGGCCUAAGCCCAGAAGGAAUCACUGUGUGAUCCCAGGUCCUCCUUCCAGCUCUUGGAGUAACCAAGGAAGCUGAGGGUUAAUGGUACCACUACGUCCCUGGAGGGGGGGCUAACCAAAGGGGUCUAAUGGACCCAGGUGGCAUCCUGUGAUUUCCUGUGAAUUUUUGCUUCUUUAUUGUGGUGCCCUGGCCUUCUGGCCCUCAUACAUUGCCACCCAGGUUGGCUUCAAACACAUUCUUUUCCAAAGAUGUCUUUGGAAUUGCUCUCACCAUGUGACCGCUGAUCCUAUGGUACAGUUUGGUAGGCUCCCACUGGCUCUUGCAAUUAAAGCCCUCUCUUGCCUGAGCCAGAAACCUGAGAGAGAAGGUCUCCUGUGAAACUUGCCCCUCCCCUACACCCAGUUACCUUUUGCUGCGUAAGUCCUAUUCUGAAGAAACUGAUGCUUUGCUCCAAGGUCAAGAUUAAAAAAAAAAAAAACAACAACCAGUCCAGUCCUUAGUGGGGACACACUAAAGCAUUGCUGUUUGCCCUUCAACUGUGUGGGGAAAGAAUUAAGUCCUGCUUUUUCUUACCUACCUCCAGUUUCCUUUUCCUUCCUUUUUUCUGGCUUAGGCCACUCUGGAACCUAGAUGGAAGUUCCUUUGUGUGUGUUGUGCCAUCCCAACCACACCUCCCAAAAGAUAAACCAUUAAAAAUUGAGAUGUAUGGUAGACUUAAGUGGACUUCUAAUGGAGCUGGGCCAGGAAGGUGUCAGGCUACCUGCAGUGGACUAAAUAAUGAUGGUCCCAAAGCAAGUGGUUGAUGAGACCUUCAAGGGUGUUGCUAUCCAGGUUUGGGUUAAAGAAGGUGAUGCCUUGGGAUGCGGAGAAGAUAAGAGUUGUCUCCUCCCAAAACUCUCAGCUGGGGUGGGAGAUGGGUGGGAACCUGGUCCUCCACUGAGGGCCUUGUUGAGGGGGACAUAAGAUCAUCCAUUUGUAACUUUCUACUGUGUGACUUGGCAGAACUGAAAAAUGUGACUUUGGGUGUCCCCUCCCACUGAUAACACUGGACGAUGAUCUAAGCAGGUGGGCCCUGAAUGGGGGGGGGGGGGGGCAUUUUGGAGAGGGAGGUUUGGUGAAGGGGCUUCCAUUUCAGAGGAGCAGGGAAUAAAGACAAGAAGUUGUGUGUGGCUGGGUCAUGAGUGAUUGCAAUUUCCUUAAUUCUAAUAAAGCAGCUGAAACCCUU
Trichosurus vulpecula (common brushtail) is the source of this 5783-nucleotide messenger RNA. RefSeq names its product N-myristoyltransferase 1 (gene NMT1). Bases 454 to 1953 code for a protein of 499 amino acids. Lineage: Eukaryota; Metazoa; Chordata; Mammalia; Diprotodontia; Phalangeridae. Gene Ontology annotation, biological process: N-terminal peptidyl-glycine N-myristoylation. The transcript has 12 exons. Gene Ontology annotation, molecular function: glycylpeptide N-tetradecanoyltransferase activity. The record is from RefSeq and is a predicted model, not a curated record. Gene Ontology annotation, cellular component: cytoplasm.